Molecule: messenger RNA, 777 nt
Organism: Aspergillus luchuensis
Lineage: Eukaryota; Fungi; Ascomycota; Eurotiomycetes; Eurotiales; Aspergillaceae
Gene: RPS4
Product: 40S ribosomal protein eS4
Exons: 4
Coding region: 1-777 (258 amino acids)
Biological process (GO): translation
Cellular component (GO): ribosome; cytosolic small ribosomal subunit
Molecular function (GO): RNA binding; structural constituent of ribosome
Source: RefSeq, a predicted model, not a curated record
AUGCCUCGCGGACCUAAGAAGCACCAGAAGCGCCUUAGCGCGCCUUCUCACUGGCUCCUGGACAAGAUGUCCGGAACCUACGCCCCCAAGGCCUCCCCCGGUCCUCACAAGCUCCGGGACUGCCUGCCCCUGAUCGUCUUCAUCCGCAACCGUCUCAAGUACGCCCUUAACGGCCGUGAGACCAAGGCGAUCAUGAUGCAGCGUCUGAUCAAGGUCGACGGCAAGGUCCGCACCGACCCUACCUACCCCGCUGGUUUCAUGGACGUCAUCGGCAUCGAGAAGACCGGCGAGAACUUCCGUCUCAUCUACGACACCAAGGGUCGCUUCACCGUCCACCGCAUCCAGGCUGAGGAGGCCGAGUACAAGCUCUGCAAAGUCAAGCGUGUUCAGCUCGGCAAGGGCGGGAUCCCAUUCUUGGUUACGCACGAUGCGAGAACCAUCCGUUACCCCGACCCCGCCAUCAAGGUUAACGACACCGUGAAGAUCGACAUUGCCACUGGCAAGAUCGCCGACUUCGUCAAGUUCGACACUGGUGUUGUCGCCAUGGCCACCGGUGGUCGUAACAUGGGUCGUGUCGGUGUCGUCACCCACCGUGAGCGCCACGAUGGUGGUUUCAACAUCGUCCACAUCAAGGACGCUAUUGACAACACCUUCGCCACCCGUGAGUCCAACGUCUUCGUCAUCGGUCAGGACAAGCCCUGGAUCUCCCUGCCCAAGGGCAAGGGUGUCAAGCUCUCCAUCGCCGAGGAGCGUGACCGCCGCCGUGCCCUCCAGUAG